AUGGCGAGGGAUGCCCGUUGUGCCUGCAGUUGGCACCAGCACCAUGGACGUGGCCCGCUCCUUUCCGGCACCGUCAGCAGGACCAAGGUGGCGGCACCUGUGUGGGACAGCGGGCGGAAGAGCCCCCCAAAAGCCCUCGGCAAGGCCAAGGGCAGCGCGGGCGAGUGGUGGCCCGAGUGCUCCUGUAGGCACGGCCGGCACCACCCGGGCCAGGCGAGCCCUGCCCCUAUAAUUGUCAACACAGAUACAUUGGACACAAUCCCUUAUGUCAAUGGAACAGAAAUUGAGUAUGAAUUUGAAGAAAUUACGUUGGAGAGGGGGAAUUCUGGCCUGGGGUUCAGUAUUGCUGGAGGAACAGAUAACCCACACAUUGGGGAUGAUCCUGGGAUUUUUAUUACUAAGAUUAUACCUGGAGGAGCUGCAGCAGAGGAUGGAAGACUCAGGGUCAACGACUGCAUCUUGCGAGUGAACGAGGUUGAUGUGUCAGAAGUCUCCCACAGCAAAGCUGUGGAGGCCCUGAAGGAGGCUGGCUCCAUAGUCCGACUGUACGUUCGCCGAAGGAGACCUAUUCUGGAGACCGUGGUGGAGAUCAAGUUGUUCAAAGGACCUAAAGGUGAAUACGAAAAUGAAGAAAUCCAUUUUAAACUUGAUCCUUGA
Molecule: messenger RNA, 657 nt
Organism: Tinamus guttatus (white-throated tinamou)
Lineage: Eukaryota; Metazoa; Chordata; Aves; Tinamiformes; Tinamidae
Source: RefSeq, a predicted model, not a curated record